Molecule: messenger RNA, 1496 nt
Organism: Populus euphratica (Euphrates poplar)
Lineage: Eukaryota; Viridiplantae; Streptophyta; Magnoliopsida; Malpighiales; Salicaceae
Product: double-stranded RNA-binding protein 4-like
Exons: 6
Coding region: 318-1325 (335 amino acids)
Source: RefSeq, a predicted model, not a curated record
GAAACUGAUGUUAUGCUAAAGUUUCUGCAGGUUUUUCAAGUGGAAGUGCUGGGGGGAAUUCUUGUCUAUCUCCCGGAGGGAAAUUGCAAUUAAACCUACAAGUUGCAAAUCCAACUCCCCUGUCAAAUGAUGCUGUGGCAGUUGCCAUAAAUGAUGAGAGUUUUGAAGUUUCUGCAGGCUGUUCCAGUGGAAGCGCUGGGGAGAAUACUCGUCUAUGUCCUGAAGGGAAAUUGCAAUUAAACCUACAAGAUGCAAAUCCAACUCACCUGUCAAAUGAAGCCGUGGCAAAAGCCAAAAGUGAUGAGAUUUUUGGAGGUAUGCAGCACUUGUUUAAAAACCAGCUGCAAACCUAUGCUCGAAAGAGAAAUUUCACUCCACCUGUGUAUUCUUGUGAGCGUGUGGGUCCUCGUCAUGCUAGUCGCUUUAAGAGCAAGGUCACAGUAAAUGGACAAACCUACGAGAGUCAAGGAUAUUUUCCCACAUUGAAUAAAGCUGAACUUGCAGCUGCAAAAGCUGCAUUGAUGUCAUUAUUGUCAAAUGGAGUUGAGGAGGAUGGGUUUGGCUAUAAGAGUCUUUUACAAGAACUGGCUCAGAGAGAAGGUUGUGGUUUGCCAACUUAUUGGACAGACAGAUCUGGUGAAGCUCAUGCGCCUACUUUCAUUUCAAAAGUGGAGAUAGAAGGAGAGAUUUUUACAGGACAAGGAGCAAAAACUAAGAAGCAAGCAGAGAUGAGUGCUGCAAAGAUUGCAUUCACAGCUCUAAAACAGCGUUACUCAAGUCGGAGCCCUGGAUUUCUCUCUACUUCCCAAUUUCAAGAAGCUCCUCGGAGCUCACCUCUCUCCCCUGCUUGCCAAUCCCAAGAAGGUCUUCAGAGCGAAACUCCUCAGUUCUCAGUUUCUAACCUGCGUGCAGGUCUCACUGCUUAUCUUCAACAAAACGUCCAACCUAAAUUGCCCGUGCUCAAUGAACAAGCUGAAGAGUACAGAGCUCUUGAAUUGCUGGCAGCAAAUUCUGUAGUUAGCAAUCAUAAUCCCUCCAUUGCAUCUCCAGGGCAAGACAGUUGUUCAGCUAUGGCAAGCAGUACACCUUCACCUGCCGCAGCCAUCUCUUCCUCGCCUAAACAUGACUUGACUUCAUCUUCUUUGCCUUCUGAUUCCCCCACUAAUUUAGCCACGAGCUCAGGUAUCGAGUUUAUGGUCCGAGGGAUUAGGGUUCUGAUUCAUCCAAGUGGGACCGAAAUGACAUAUCCUGCAGGCAGCACCGUGUUGCCCAUCAGCGAUGACAAAUGGGCUGCAGUGGAGUUGCCACCUCAACGGAGUCGGUAAAUAUUUGUUUUCCACGUGAAUGAUGGGUGCCUUUUAUUUUUAAAUCGUUGCCCUCCAAAAUUUAGGACAACGCUAGAAAGACUUUACGUUUGUAAUAAACGACGUGGCAGCAGCUUAUGCUUGGUGUUUUAUUUGUCGUUUUAUCCAUAAUUAUAAUCCUACUGUUACCUG